CCCACUCCCAUUGAUGGAGGAAAGCAGCCUCCUAGAUGCCUGCCUUACACCCCAGAUGCAAGUGUUGCGCCAUGCAUGUAUGUCUUACUUCUCCUCUUUUCUCGGCGUUCGGCGAUAGCCCGACAUGGGUCAAAACAUCUGAUAGAAUGAGGUCAGUUUGCUUGCCAGGAUGUCUUGUCCAGUCAAGCGGUUAACGCUAUAUGAGUUCAUCAUUAGCGUACUACGGCGACAGCCAUGAUAGCGUUUCCUUUGUAUCUUUGUAAAUUCCUAAUGAGAUGUUGGGUAGCACAAGCAGGAGCUUCUUCUCCAGCGGCCAACAAGACAUAGCUGCUGGAGAAUGGACUCAAUUCCAUUACCUCGUCUACCUUCCAAUUAUACUACUAUUCGCAUGGCGAUUAUGGGCUUUCACCAUUUCUCCUCGCCUCUACCAAGGUCAAUUGGAGUAUCUGCCAUACUGGAUUCCAUACAUAGGCCAUGUCAUACCCUUCUAUAGGAAUUCCAAUGCCUUAUUUGCCUUGGCAAAAAAACAAUUCAACCGCAAAUUAUGCACCCUGCGCGUUGUCGGGGAGGACAUCGUAAUGGUCACCACCGCUGCGCAGAUCGCUACAGUUGAGAAGGAUACUCAGACCUUUGGUUUUGAACCAUUCCUAGAUCUAAUGUACGACGAGGUCGCCAAGGUCUCGCGUGAUAGCAAGUCGAUAUUGUGGCAGACUCGCGCUGAAGGCUUUGUAUCGCAUUCCUCAAAACCCAGACAGCUAACGCUGGCGCAUUCAGGAGUAGCCCUGCUACACAAGCAGCUCUUGCAAGCAGACCCAAUGCACCGUCUCAUGACCAACACACUCCCCUACCUGAGCAAAACGCUGCAAUGGGACUCCUUCUACGAGACGAGCGUCCUUGCCUCUGCCGCGAACGUCAAGGUGAUAUCCCUCGACCGCUUGUCUCGUGAUGUGAUAAUGGACGCUCAGACAUCGGCCUUUCUUGGCCCACGGCUGCUAGAAUUAGAGCCGGACUUUCGAACGAUCCUCAAGUGGUGGGAUACCAACAGUUGGAAGGUCUGGUACAAGCUUCCACCUUUCCUGGCAAAGAGUGCAACCUGUCCUCGGGACCGUCUGAUUGACGUUAUGCUCCAAUACUACUCCAUUCCCGCCGAGCAGCGACCAGGCUGCGUUCCGUUCGUUAACGAGGUGUAUGAUGAGUACAAGCAUGCCGGACUUCCUGAUAAAGAUAUCGCAGGCAUCGUUGUUACGAUUCUUUGGGGACUUAAUUCAAACGUCCACCUCCUAUCUUACUGGAUGAUUGCCCACCUAAUGAACAAUCCCACCGUCGUCGGCCAAAUUCGAGAGGAGAUCGCGCCUAUGAUGAUGUCCAUCGACUUCUCCUUCUCCAGGAACGGGUCUAGUCUAGCUGAAUGCACCAAGGACCACCUCCUAAAGUCCUGUCCGAUAUUCAAUUCGACGUUCAACGAGACCUUGCGUUUUACUGCCACAGGAAGUAGUUUGCGCCAAGCCAUGCGAGACACCAUUCUUGACGGCCGCCGCAUCCCCAAAGGCACGAGUCUCAUCAUCCCACAGCGGGUUCAAACGAUGAAUGAAGCUGUCUUUGGACCUGAUUACAAGGCCUUCGAUUGCUACCGGUUUCUACGUAACAAAUCGGUUCUGCGAAAGGCUGAUUUUCGCGGGUUUGGGGGCGGCGCUACCAUGUGCAGUGGACGAUAUGUUGGGAAACAUGCUGUUCUAUCCUUUCUGGCGAUACUGUUCUGGAGAUAUGAUUUGGAGAUGGUGAAGCUAGAACAGGAUGUUUUAGGUGUUCAGGGGAAACAUUUUCCCCGGCUUGAUGAAACUAAGCCAAGUCUGGGCCCAGGGCACCCCAUGUAUGGGGACGAUAUGUUUUUAAAGGUAACUCCUCGGAAACCAUAGGCAAUUGGACAUGUGUAUAUAUUUAUUUCUUGGACUUGAGGAUAUUUGAGACAUUUUUACGUUGCGUUGUUAUGCCCUGCGGUGUAGACAAAUACGUCCGCAGUCAAACCCUACAAAAGCUAUCAGAGCGGUGCAGAUAUAUAUAAACGUCUAUUAACCCUUCCACUAAUCCACUGAUCGUUGCUUAGCUCAUAAAGACUGUUUAGCUGGUAAAGUUGGCUUUGAGUGUUAUCUAGCGCCUUUGACUUAAGUUAAGCCUCCUAUAGCUGGCCAGGUCUCAGCUUCUUUCUCU
This is a messenger RNA of Aspergillus alliaceus, 2208 nucleotides long. RefSeq names its product cytochrome P450. The record is from RefSeq and is a predicted model, not a curated record. Lineage: Eukaryota; Fungi; Ascomycota; Eurotiomycetes; Eurotiales; Aspergillaceae. The transcript has 4 exons. Gene Ontology annotation, molecular function: steroid hydroxylase activity; oxidoreductase activity, acting on paired donors, with incorporation or reduction of molecular oxygen; heme binding. The coding region runs from base 276 to 1916 and encodes 546 amino acids.